AUGCGCCUCGGGAGUACGUCACCGCCGCGCCGGUCCCGCCUCGGCGCCAAAGGAAAUGCGUCAUCAAAACGAGACUGCUCUGGCUGGCGGAAGUACGUCAUCGCAGCAGGCCCCACCUCCUCCGCACUCUACGCCAUGGUCGUGUCGGUUCCGCCCAGGCGAUCACGGACGCCGACUGCGCCCGCCCUCGGAGAUCACGUCACGGGGGCCGCGCGCUGCGGCGCCACCUGCUGGCCGUUGGGGCGCGGUGCACGCCACGCCGCCGGACCGCGACUUCUCCAGGUUGCGCGCCGGGCUCGCGACGGAGUCUGCGGGAUGGCAGCCCCGGGCGGCCUGCUCGGCCUGGUGCUUCGGGCUGCAGGAGCGGGUCGCAGCCUGCACACAUCCUCCUGGCGGGCCGACAGCAGCAGAGCCUCACUCACACGGGUACACCGACAGGCCUACGCACGUCUUUACCCUGUGCUCCUGGUCAGGCAGGAUGGCUCCACUAUCCACAUCCGCUACCGAGAGCCACGGAGGAUGCUGGUGAUGCCUUUGGACCUGGAUAGCCUGACACCAGAGGAGAGGAGAGCACGCUUCCGGAAACGUGAGGCCCAGCUCAGAGAGAAGAAGGUGGAGGAGCCGCAGCUUACUGAUGACUUUGACCAGGAGCGCUACAAGCAGUUUUGGACCAAGAAAUAACUGUACCAGGGCUGCCAGCAGUCUUGGGUGCUCUGGGAGUGGAGGGGUAUCUAUUUUAAAUCAGGUUUUGCCCAA
Molecule: messenger RNA, 756 nt
Organism: Sorex araneus (European shrew)
Lineage: Eukaryota; Metazoa; Chordata; Mammalia; Eulipotyphla; Soricidae
Gene: MRPL55
Product: mitochondrial ribosomal protein L55
Exons: 5
Coding region: 1-681 (226 amino acids)
Biological process (GO): translation
Cellular component (GO): mitochondrial large ribosomal subunit
Molecular function (GO): structural constituent of ribosome
Source: RefSeq, a predicted model, not a curated record